AUGGCUGACAGAUACUCAUUUUCGUUAACAACGUUUUCUCCUAGUGGGAAAUUAGUGCAAAUUGAAUAUGCUUUAAAUGCAGUUAAGCAAGGUGUGACAACGAUAGGUAUCAAAUGUGAUAAUGGCAUUAUAUUAGCCACAGAGCGUAAGUCGACCUCGGUGCUUCAAAAGAACGAUGUCAACAACAAAGUCGAAUAUAUAACACCCAACAUCGGAAUGACGUAUAGUGGAAUGGGUCCUGAUUUCAGGGUGCUUGUUGAUAAGGCAAGAAAAUUAGCACAAACAAACUAUAAGCUCAUCUACAAUGAAUAUCCACCAGUGCGUAUCAUGGUUCAAGAGAUUGCCAAGGUGAUGCAAGAAAGUACACAAUCGGGAGGUAUCAGACCGUUUGGUGUAUCUUUGCUCGUGGGUGGAUACGAUGAGUACCUGGACAAAUUUCAAUUAUACCAAGUGGAUCCUAGUGGGUCUUAUUUUCCAUGGAAGGCCACGGCAAUUGGAAAGACUUCGAAUAGUGCAAAGACUUUUCUAGAAAAGAGAUGGAAUGAAAACUUGCAAUUGGAGGAUGCCAUCCAUGUAGCAUUAUUGGCUUUGAAGGAGAGUGUGGAUGGAGAGUUGAUUGGUGAAAACUUGGACAUUGCUGUGAUUAGCGAUCCUCAACAGCAAUUGUUGGGUUUUACAGGUACCAAUUUAGAAGGACCAAGGUUUAAGAAGUUGAGUGCCGAAGAGAUUAACGAUAUUUUAGAUUCUUUGUAG
Molecule: messenger RNA, 753 nt
Organism: Lodderomyces elongisporus
Lineage: Eukaryota; Fungi; Ascomycota; Pichiomycetes; Serinales; Debaryomycetaceae
Gene: PRE8
Product: proteasome core particle subunit alpha 2
Exons: 2
Coding region: 1-753 (250 amino acids)
Biological process (GO): ubiquitin-dependent protein catabolic process; proteasomal protein catabolic process
Cellular component (GO): proteasome core complex, alpha-subunit complex; proteasome core complex
Source: RefSeq, a predicted model, not a curated record